UGACUCACGGUUAUCACGCCACUGACAAUUUCUAAGGAGUUAGGUGUGAUCUUACCAAGAGUCGAAAAGAUUAUUUUGAUUAUUGCUCAAUGUUAAAUUAGCUGAGAAGUUUGUUGAUUGAGGAAUUUGACAAAUCUUAAAAAUGGUCAAUGAAAUAGGAAAGUUCGCCAUAGUUUCAUGGAUAUUAGAAUUUGCUUUUUUGUUGUGUGGUGUCAGUACACUUGGUGUGUUCAUAAACAAGACAGAUGAUGUACCCCACCAAUCAGAUAAUAUACAUGCUUUGACGUAUGGACUGAGUGUGAUUAUCGCAUCACUUGUUUGCCUAUCCGCCAUCGUCACUUUUCAUUUAUCAAUGAAAAAAAGUGGUAGCCAAAACAAAACACAUGGAAAAAUGGUUUUCUGGAGUAAAAUUAUCCUGGGAUUUUUGCUGUUAACGGUUACCUGUGUCCUAGCUAACACACAUACCAACUAUGAUAACCACGACAUAAACACGUCAAAAGGACACGUGACGUUUUGCCGUCUGCUUAAAAAUUCUUAUCAUCGCGUCAGUUGUGAUUAUCUUGUUGUAGCUUCAACAGCCUGCUUUUUUGCUUCUUUCGUUUUGAUUGUGGAGGCCAUCCAUGAAACUGAUCUUUCAUCCAUAUGUAAACUUCGUGGUGGCGCCAUAUGAGAUGUCAUGUGACUGAAAUCUAAUGCACUUGAUUGGUUGGCUAACAUUAAUUUAUGUAUCAAUAUAUGUAGACUGUGUCUCAAUAAGAUUACAAUAUGAUUACUAAUUGUCUUAGUUAGUUAGCAAAUAAAAGCAAUUGUCAAAAUCAAGGUCAUUUUGUUGAUUGAAAAAAGCAAGAGAUAUUUACAGCCUGAAUUUAAACACGAAUGUAGUUCAACAGCUUUAACCGUUAGUAGCUAAGCAUGAAGAUUUGAAAUUAAAAAGUGAAGAAGAAAGGUAA
Messenger RNA from Xenia sp. Carnegie-2017, 950 nucleotides. RefSeq lists its product as uncharacterized. The record is from RefSeq and is a predicted model, not a curated record. Lineage: Eukaryota; Metazoa; Cnidaria; Anthozoa; Malacalcyonacea; Xeniidae. The coding region runs from base 143 to 670 and encodes 175 amino acids. The transcript has 5 exons.